Durotheca rogersii is the source of this 2682-nucleotide messenger RNA. RefSeq names its product ankyrin repeat-containing domain protein. Bases 1 to 2682 code for a protein of 893 amino acids. The record is from RefSeq and is a predicted model, not a curated record. Lineage: Eukaryota; Fungi; Ascomycota; Sordariomycetes; Xylariales; Xylariaceae. Gene Ontology annotation, molecular function: protein binding. The transcript is spliced from 2 exons.
AUGCCUAUAGACACCUAUCGUCGGGACGUCUUCCUUAGUCCCCUAAACCGCUUCACGACGGCGCAGCUCUGCCGCCGUCUCCUCCACCGCCCUAGCCACGAUGUCGGCCUGCACGCUGCCGCGAGAGAGGCCGACCUCGAUCGGCUGAGAAAUCUUCUCGGGCAGUAUGUCGAGCUAGAUGGCGCCGGCGAGAAGGGACAAACUGCUCUUCACCUGGCUCUUCGCUCAGGGUUUCCCGAGGCAGUUUGGCUAGGCAGCCUUUAUGGCCUUCCUUCUAUCCUCCCCCGUUACCCGAUCAGGAUCCUGUUGGUCGACUUCGCAGCUAUGCUGCUGUUCUACGCUUUGUCCCUCGUCACCACAACCAAGGGCCCCUCCAUUGCAGAGGCGGCAACGUCAUUCAGAGGCAACUCGGAGUCUGCGGUUCUCAUGUUACUCGACUCAGGCUUCCGGCCGCAGCAUAAUGACAUGCUGUUACUGUGGAUUGAUGCUGUGCGGAAGGGACAUACCGGAGUGUGCAGCAGGAUGGCCAGGAUGGGCUGGGACGUGGAUAUUCCAUUUGCGGAUCCCGACUCCCCUGAGGAUCGGCAACUCGUAACCACGGCCCUUCUUUAUGCCUCCGCCGGAUCGCACAAAGACCUCGUGCUAUUUCUCCUCGGCGCCGGAGCAGACCCAACACUCCUCGACUCAUGGGGCAGGUCGUGUCUGUUGCUAGCCGCUAUGAGCAAGGAGGAUAACGAGCUAAACUCCGCAAUCCUAGAAGCCUUACUCAACACCGACGCCACCCGGUACCUUAACGUGGACCACCUUCCGGGCGGCCAUGGCUUGACGGCGUGGGCAUCCAGGCGGACAUGGGGCUGGCCGCUUGGUGUUGUAUGCGGAAAUAUGCGCGUCGAUGCUGUCAGGGCCCUUCUCGACGCAGGAGCUGAUCCUAACCUGCUGGCCGGGUUCGGGAUGACUGCGCUUCACGUUGCCUGCGACAACUAUCACAACAGCGACCAAGUAGCGGCCAUGGUCAAGAUGCUCCUGAAGCACAAAGCAGACGUCAAUACUGUCACUUCGAACUCAUGGACUGCCGUUGGCCGUGUUUGCAACGCUGGGAUCUCGCCUGGAGCUCUUAGCUUGCUGCUGGCAGCAGGUGCUCAGGUCGAGUUUGGGGCCGGCGAGAACACGCCGCUCCAGAUUGCCGCACGAUACGACGUCUCUGAUGGGCGGCUCGUAGAGCUACUGCUUCAACACGGGGCCAAUGCUAAUGCCAUGGGUGGUAAGUUCGGCACUGCGCUCCUGGCAGCGUUAGCUCGGCCGAAUUACGAGGGAAACGAGGAGUUGGUGCUCAAGGUGGUGUCCGAUCUCCUGGAAUGGAGAGCUGAUGUCAACGCAGCUCCCAAUGGAUGUGAUCCCCCAAUUACGCAGGCGGCCAGAAAAAACAUGACCCAAGUCGCAGAAUUACUGCUGAAGAAAGGCGCUGUUUUCCCCAUGGCCCUGGAGGUCGACGUUCGCGAUGGUGAUGGUGGUUCAACCUCCAAUCACAGCGUCCUCCACGUACCCAUCCUCGGCCGCCUCUUCCCCAACCAGGACGAUAUGUUUCGUCUUCUACUCAAGCAUGGGGCGUCCCCAAAUGGCUACACCGCUCUCGACGGUGAAGCCGACUGCCGCAAGACUAUCCUCGGCUACGCAUGCAGCUCCUCCAGAAAUGAGUACGUAACGACAGCACGCCUGCUCCUGGAGAGCGGGGCAGACCCGAACGCUCCCGAUGUACGGGGAAAGACACCAAUGCAGCAUGCAGCUCACGCUUUGAGCGUAGAGCAUGUGCGAAUGUUGUUGGACUACAAUGCCGGCCCACCAGCCCAGGAGGGCGUGCAUGGUGGAUCGCCGUGGUAUUCCCUGUGCAAGGAUGCCGUGGACGACAAGGCGUGCCUCUGUGGGAGGGACGAACCCUUCAAGUUUCUUGAGAUAUGCGAACUACUGAAGAGCAAGUGGGCUGUCGACCUGGCCUGGACCCGUGACGAAAGUGGCAAGAACUCUCUUCACUAUUUGGCCGGACUCGGCAACGAAACGUACCGGACAUCUCCCGCUGCCAAGCUGAUAGGCGCAUUCCUGAGCCGGUACGGCACGGGCGUCAGUCCCGAGGUCUUCCUCGACGAGGACGGCAACGGGCACACGGCACUGGAGAUUGCGUCCGCGACCGGAGACGAGACUGUGAUGACUGUACUAGUAGCGCACAUCUUCAAAAUGCAUCUCGAUGCCGCUAUGGAAGAGGGUGACGAGCACUAUCGAGACAUUAGAAACCCGGCCUCCUUUGUGUCUAGGAACUCGGACUUCAUGCGCAGACUCCUCGCCCAUGCCGACCAUGAGGGGCGAACAGCACUGCAUAUUGCGGCGUCUGAGGGCCGCAUCCACGCUUGUCGCUUCCUCGCCGUCAACCCAUACGCUCUCGAGGCGCCGCGACUCUCUAACUCGGGCCAGUCACCUGCAGACUGCGCGAAGGCGAACGGGCAUCACAGGGUCGCCGAGUACUUGUCGACGUUCAAGGGCGCCGAGACCACCGCUGACGACCUCGCGAAGCGAAAGACGAUUUUCGCGAUGGUGGCGCCGAGGCUGUGUGUCACGCGGGAGCUUGUGAACGAGGUUCUAGACAACUGUUCAGAGGACGGGAGCGGAGACGACCGGGAGUCUGAUUAUUAG